AUGAGCAAGAGGUUGACUAUCUAUGAGGCCAUUGACCAUAUCUUUGGUCAUGAGAGUGAUACAGAGGACAGUCUGAAAUUGAGGAGGACGUGUCUGAAGAUGAGGAUGCCGUUGAGUAUGAGCCUGAACACGAUGAAGAUUAAUCUGAUGAAGAAGUGGGCCCAAAUGAGACAGAAGCUCAACGGGAGCCAGGGCAGAGCACCAACUGAGAACAUCCUCAAAAUGACCCCGGGGCAUGCUGUGUGACAUGUACAAGACAUCAAGACAACAUUUGAGUUCUUCAUUCCAGCAUCUAUUGAGAAAAUACUGCUUGACAUGACCAACAUGGAAGGGAGAAGGGUGUUUGGCAACAGCUGGGUGGAGGUAGACAAAACACACAUGGACGCUUAUAUAGGGCUGCUGCUGCUUCUUGCUGGGGUGUACAGGUCCUGUAAUGAGGCUACUGCUAGUUUAUGGGAUGCUGAGUCAGGCCGGAGUAUUUUUCGUGCCACCAUGUCUCUUCAGACCUUUCAUGUGUUAUCAAGAGUUAUCCGAUUUGACAAUCGAGAAACAAGAGUUGCUCGCCGUGUAAAUGACAAACUUGCUCCCAUUAGGGAACUGUGGGACAAGUGGGUGGAGCGCUUGCCGUACAUCUACAAUCCAGGGCCAGAGGUAACCGUUGAUGAACGGUUAAUCGCUUUCCGAGGUCGCUGUCCCUUCAGGCAAUAUGUCCCAAGCAAACCUGCAAAAUACGGGAUCAAGAUCUGGGCAGCCUGUGAUGCAAGAAACAGUUAUGCAUGGAACAUGCAAAUAUACACCGGGAAAUCUGCUAUGGGGGUGCCAGAAAAGAAUCAGGGCAAGCGGGUGGUGUUGGAUAUGACAAAGGGUCUUCGAGGGCACAACAUAACGUGGGACAACUUUUUCACGUCAUAUGCCCUCGGACAAGAACUGCUGCAGAGAAAGCUGACCAUGGUGGGAACGGUUAAGAAGAACAAACCUGAGCUUCCUCUUGCACUUCUCGGAACAAAAGACAGGGCCCUUCUCUCCUCCAAGUUUGCGUUUACUGAGACGACCACAAUUGUGUCAUACUGUCCCAAAAAAAACAAAAAUGUCACUGUGAUGUCCACUCUCCACAAGGACGCCGCUGUGAGCAGUAGGGAGGACAAAAACAAAGGAGGAGUCGACAAUCUCGACAUGGUCACUGGUACAUACACAUGCAAAAGGAUGACCAAAAGGUGGCCAAUGGCUGUCUUUUAUAACAUAUUGGAUGUCUCUGCAUACAAUGCAUUUGUUGUUUGGACUGAAACAAAUCCGGGAAGGAACAGUGGUAAACCUAACAAAAGGAGGCUUUUUCUGGAGCAGCUAGGGAGGUCUCUGGUGAAUCCCCACAUUGAACGUAGACAGCGGCUUGAAAACGAGUAG
Messenger RNA from Labrus mixtus (cuckoo wrasse), 1401 nucleotides. RefSeq names its product piggyBac transposable element-derived protein 4-like. The record is from RefSeq and is a predicted model, not a curated record. Lineage: Eukaryota; Metazoa; Chordata; Actinopteri; Labriformes; Labridae.